This is a messenger RNA of Schizosaccharomyces octosporus yFS286, 1219 nucleotides long. Its product is annotated as U3 snoRNP-associated protein Imp4. The transcript has a single exon. NCBI's taxonomy places the organism in Eukaryota, Fungi, Ascomycota, Schizosaccharomycetes, Schizosaccharomycetales, Schizosaccharomycetaceae. The coding region runs from base 79 to 945 and encodes 288 amino acids. Gene Ontology annotation, cellular component: nucleolus; Mpp10 complex; small-subunit processome. The record is from RefSeq and is a predicted model, not a curated record. Gene Ontology annotation, molecular function: rRNA primary transcript binding; snoRNA binding. Gene Ontology annotation, biological process: rRNA processing.
UACUAAGGCUAGGCAACGAGACUUUGGGGUGGCCUUUCGAGACGAACCUGCCAAGAGCCAAAUUUUCAAGAACGCAUCAUGCUUCGUCGUACGGCAAGAGAAAGACGCCAGUUUAUUUAUAAAAGAAAUAAAGAUCUUCAAGAGGCUAAGCUGAAUGAAAAAAGACGCGCAUUGAGACAUGCCUUAGAAAACAAUAAGGAUCUCAACAAGGAUCUUCAAGAAGACACUCAAUUGCAAAAAGAUUACCAAUACGAUGAAAGCAAAGCAGCUCAGGAUGCUGAUUUAGAAAUUGAUGAUGAAUAUUACAGUCUGGGUGAACGAGAACCCAGGGUUUUGGUUACAACAAGUCGUGACCCGUCGUCGCGUCUGGCCCAAUUCGCCAAAGAAAUGCGUCUGUUGAUUCCAAAUUCAUUCCGUUUAAAUCGUGGUAAUAUUGUCGUGGGAAGUUUAGUAGAGGCUGCUCGUGCCAACGAUAUAACUGACAUCGUCCUUUUGCAUGAACAUCGAGGUAUCCCAGAUAGUAUGGUCAUCUCCCAUCUUCCUUAUGGUCCUACUGUUUCUUUCUCUCUUCAUAAUGUUGUUCUUCGUCACGACAUUCCCAAUACGGGUACUAUGUCCGAAGCUUAUCCUCAUCUCAUCCUAGAAAACCUCACCUCAAAGCUGGGCGAACGUGUGAAGAAGGUGUUGUCAGCUUUAUUUCCUCCCGAUCCUAAAGAAUCUUCACCAAGAGUCGUAACUUUUGCCAAUUCAGACGAUUAUAUAAGUUUCCGCCAUCACUUGUACGCGAAGACCGGCCCGAAACAAGUGAUCCUUUCAGAGGCAGGUCCCCGUUUUGAAAUGCGCUUGUACGAAGUUCGACUAGGUACUUUGGAUAUGCUCGACGCCGACGUUGAGUGGAGACUCAAGCCUUAUCAGCGCCACAAGCGUCAAGUUUUAGCCGAGUAAGAGCAUAUGUGUAUUUUCAACGUGGUACGCUUAGGAGUAUAGUUUUUGGUUUUAUUGGGUAUUUGGGUUUUAUUGAUAUCAAAGUCAUUGAAUUAAUUAUAAUUUUACUUGUAUAAUGCGUGUAGAAAAGCCGUAUGAUUGGAUUUUCCGUUCGUGUUUAACUACAGGUCUUUGAUAGACCAUGAAUUUCUUCACCUUCCCUUCCAUCCUUCGAUUAUAUAAUGGAUGUUUCUGUUUCAUAACUAAAACUUAAACAUUGCCCCGUAUCUUGUAA